AUGCCGGACCAAAAACGAAUCUACUUCAUAGGCUCAAACAUCAGCCACGCCAUCACAAACACAAUCCACAACGACGUCGCAGCUACGAUCGGCUACACAAACUGGCGUCUUGAAGCAAUCGACAUCCCCGAUGUCACCCACGAUGAUACUCUCAUAAAGGGAAAACUGCAUGGACCAAAAUUUGCCGGCGCGGUGAUUACUAUGCCGCACAAAUUGGCUAUUAUUCGUUAUUUGGAUGAUGUUGAUGAGAUUGUUUCCUUGGUUGGGGCUUGUAAUAAUAUCUAUCCCGUCAUUGCAGGCACAGAGAGCAAAUUGAUAGGGACGAAUACGGAUUGGAUCGGGAUUAGAGAAUGUCUUUUACGACUUGAUCGUGAAUCCCGGCCAAAUAAUGCAAUCAACGACGAGGAAACAAAAUCGGGUUUUAUUGUCGGUGCAGGCGGGGCCUCUCGAGCAGCCAUUUAUGCGCUUACGAGACAUUUGAGCGUCGCGAGGAUAUACAUCGUCAAUCGUGAUAUUGACGAAGUGCAGACGCUGGUAAACGAUAUCAAGACCCGGUAUCAGAGUAGGAGGACGCCCAUACCGGAAAUUAUUCAUCUACAAACGCCGGAACAAGCGAGAAAUAUCAACCAUUUUCCGUAUUAUGGCAUAGGCACAGUUCCGGAUUAUCCACCCACGACAGAUGAAGAGAUCACGGCGCGAGAUACGUUACAUUCCCUGCUCGCUCGGGGAAAUAGCGAGGGUGGAAGGAGGGCUGUAUUUCUAGAUAUGUGCUACAAACCCCGUCAGACGAGGAAUCUUGUUGCAGCCAAAAUGUAUGGGUGGGUGACGGGGGAGGGAGUGGAUGUUGUUACGUAUCAGUUGAAGGAGCAGUGGAGGCUUUGGGCGGGGGAGGAGGAGAUGGCGAGACGAGCGAGACAGAUUGCAGACCUGUUAUGA
Molecule: messenger RNA, 936 nt
Organism: Talaromyces stipitatus ATCC 10500
Lineage: Eukaryota; Fungi; Ascomycota; Eurotiomycetes; Eurotiales; Trichocomaceae
Product: shikimate 5-dehydrogenase, putative
Exons: 2
Coding region: 1-936 (311 amino acids)
Biological process (GO): shikimate metabolic process; chorismate biosynthetic process
Molecular function (GO): shikimate 3-dehydrogenase (NADP+) activity
Source: RefSeq, a predicted model, not a curated record